GAAGGUGUGUAAAAUGUACACACCUUGGUGUGUAAUUAAACACACCUUGGUGUGUAAUUAAACACACCUUGGUGUGUAAUUGAACACACCUGUUUUUAGAGUGUAUAUACAACUACUGAUAUCACAUAUACAUGUCAUCGGCGCACGUCAGUCAACCACAUGAGCUGUCUUAUUUUUAUAUCCUUUCUUCUGUAACAGGAAGCUACCAAGGAAAGAACCAACCCGAUGGCGUUUUGAAGGGAGAUCGUCCUUAUCUCAUGGAAUCAUUCCGCGAUGGAAAAUAUAUUUGGAUGAAAGUUCCUGAACCAAAAUAUUCCAAAAGAAUGCUUGGUAAGUUUGUCAAAUUUACUGAUUAUUGAUCAAGCCGGAUUUCACGACCCAACUCUUGAGAAAUUUAUUAUUUAUGUAAACAGGUAUUAGGCUAAACUAGGUUCACAUCUUGAUUACUUUGUGUGAAUUGCUCCUAAAUCCAAAGCUAGCUAUAUAUCAGCCGAUGUUUGAUUUAAUAUUAGAUCAAAUUCAUUCGCUAGAGUGAAUCUUCAGUAACGUCUCUCGCAAAUGUUCCUUUUAAUCUACUGCAUGCAUCUAUAUAUAGGAUGGAGAAACUUUGAAUUAAAGCAUAUCGGCAUCGACGAUCAUCAUGAUCAUAUAUGCGCAUUCUACUCUUGUCCUUUCAAUAGUGCAUGCUUCCUUCCCAUUGAAAUGCAUACCGACUGAAUACUCAUGUUUGUUACGAUAUUGUACUCUGUUGGUAUUUUCCUUGAUUUGUCAAAGGCAUUUGACACAAUUAAUCACAGGAUUCUGAUAAAAAACUGGAGCAUUAUGGCAUAAGGGGAGUGGCCAAAAAAUGGUUUGAAAAUUAUCUGUGCAAUAGAAAACAAAUUGUUAAAUAUAAUGAUGUACAAUCGGAGGUAAUGACUAUUAGAAGUGGUAUCCCACAGGGAUCAGUGUUGGGUCCAUUAUUGUUUCUGCUAUAUAUAAAUGAUAUUCAAUACUGCAGUGAACUUAUUUCAAUUGUAUUAUUUGCGGAUGACACAAACAUUCUUUUUAGUCAUACAUGUCUUAAACAGUUGAACGAAGUUAUUCAAAUCGAAAUGAAUAAAAUUACUGACUGGUUGAAUGCUAAUAAACUAUCCAUUAACACAGAGAAAACGAAAUUUAUCCUUUUCAGAUAAAAAAAUAAGAAACCCAAAGAUGAUAUAAAAAUCUCAAUCAACAACGAAUCGAUAAAACAAGUCAAAAACACAACAUUUUUAGGAAUCGUUAUUGAUGAAUGCUUAACAUGGUGUGAACACUUAAGUUUGAUUACAAAAAAAAAUAUCAAAUGUACAGCAAUUAUUUCCAAGAUGCGACAUUUUACAAACUUAAACUCCUUAAAGUUAAUAUAUUAUGCAUUGGUCUAUCCAUAUUUAGCUUAUGGGAAUUUGAUCUGGGGUAACACCUACAAAUCUCGUAUUCAAAAGUUAGUCAAUGUUCAAAAAAGGAUUGUCAGAUUAAUGACUUUCAAAUCUUAUUUUGAACAUUCUGAGCCAAUCUUUCAUUCUCUAAAAAUUCUCAGUUUAUACAAAAUAAAUUAUUAUUUAACAAGUAUGUUUAUGUUCCGAUAUUUCCAUCUGAAAAAUUUACCAGAAUUAUUCACAAACUAUUUUUUAACCAAUAGGAAAAUUCAUAAUCAUAACACAAGAAAUUCGUCAUUGCUACACAAAAAGAACCAAUUACACAAAACACACUCUCUCUAAUAAAGGUAUAGAAGUGUGGAAUAAUCUUACCACUCAAUAUAAAGAACCCGCUAAAUCUUACGACUCCUUCAAAAAAAUAAUGAAAAAGUACUUCUCACAACUAAAUUUAAUAGAAUAACAUAUUCCUGUAAGUAUAGAAAAACUAUAAAUCAAAAAUUGAAUUGUAAAUAUAGCUUACUAUCAUAUCAUAUAAUAUUUAACUAUUCUUUUUCCUUUCUCCUAAAAGCACUCGAACUGAUGCUGCAUAUUAUUUUGCUAAUUAGUUUAAAUUUAUAACCUAGGGGCCUAAAACAAAAAGCCAUAUGGUUUCUAUAGUAGGCUCCUAUCCCAUUUCUUGUAAAUAGUUUAUUUCUUUUAUGUGCAAUAUCAAUAUCUUGGGCGCGGCGAAUCAGCAAAUAAAAAAAAAAUAAAAAAAAUUGUCAUUUAUAGUUGCAAUGGAGAAGAUAAGAAAGAAGUUAUUUGACAGAAACCAAAACACUUGUGAUGUUAGUUGUCCCAGUUUAAUAUCUGAUGGACUUGGGAGGUGGAUCAAUGGCACAUGGAAACCAUUUUCUCAAGGUAAGUUCAGGCGGCAUAGAUCAAUAUAAUUAUAGGAAAUUAACGAUGCACUUUAUUAACGCGGAUUUUAAAAAUUCGCGUUAAUUUAAUUAAUGUUAAUUUAUGUUAUCGUUAAUUUGAAGCAUGCAAAUUUUAGUUAUCGUUAAUUAAAAAGACCUUGAUUUGUUUUAUAUAACACGAACUCUUUUAACUCGAAAUACAUCAUAUUAAACCUCAAAACCAGGGGCGGCGCUACAGGGGGUGUGUGUGUGGGGGGGGGGGUGUAACACCCCCCCCACUCGUCAGCUAAUCGGCAAAUUGUUAUCUCAGUCGGCAAAACUGGAUUGGCUAAAGAUAACCACUGAAGAAACCAAAAUUGACCUCCUGAAUAAUUGAAUUAAAACCGAAUAUCACGAAUAGCAUGCAUCAAAGAAACCACACAUGCAGCAAUGCAAAUUUUUUACGGCGUAAGGUUUAAAAACUGACGGGUAUUGUCUAUUGUGUAUAUACGUUAGAUGUUUGAAGAUCAAAUUUCGCGCGUCUGGAGUUAAAAUUUUGCUCCAACUUUCGAAUUUUCCGGCUGGAGGUAACGUUGCAGUUAUAUUCCGAUUUCAAUGAUUCGUAAAUUAAAUGCGUGAUUAAUAGUGCUCCAAGACGUGGAACAGAUUUUAAGAAAUGCGGAGAUUUGGACUUUUCGAGGGCUGCAAAAUGGAUGCCGACAGGAAUUUUGGGUUUUCUGAUUAUGCGUGUCUGAGAAUGAUGCAAAUGCCAUUUCCGGGAUUCAAAUUUAAAAAUUUUCCGUGCCUUCGGCACGAGCCUCCCCCCCCCAACAUUUCAUAAAAUGUCCGCCACUUGCACACACGGUGGCUUAAAAGGUCUUAAAACUGUUUAUUCUACCAAUAAAUAAAGGGGUUUUUAUUGACUGGGAUUUCAAUAACUCGGACUGGGAUUUCUAAUAAAAAUCCAACUGGGACUGGGAUUUUGCCAAAAUUUCAGGUGGAAAAUGGGAUUGGGACCCCCCCCCUUCAGGACCCUCACUAUAGGCAAAUGACUCGGCAAAAUUACCAAACAACAGUCGGCGAAAGAUCACUCACACCCCCCCACUCGAAGAGGGUUAGCGCCGCCCCUGCUCAAAACAAAAACAUCAGUCCAGCUCUUCACUGUCACUGUCGGCAGAACCUUAAGUUGAACUAUAUAUUUUAAUAUACAUUGGCUUAAAUGACUUUAGUAUAAUUACAUAGGUGAUUAUGGAAAAUUCUCCACGCUGAUUGGUUACCGUUGAGGUGAUUAUUACGCGAUAAUCACCUAAGCGAUUUUCAAAAUGGCGGCCGAAGCCGUUUUGUCAAUUGAAAGACGAAGAAAUGUGCAUUUUUAAAUUUUUUUCCAAAUAAUCACCUAUGAAAUUAUACUAAAACAAUUAUUCACCUCAGGCUCGGUGAUUAUCGUGAAUAAAAACCUCGACUUCGUCUCGGUUUUUAUUCACCGAUAAUCACCUCGCCUUCGGCGAAUAAUUGUUAAGUAACUUUCACGGUUACAGUUUUAUUUGCCUCACCGAGGCUGAGGCGAAUAAUUGUUUUAGUAUUUUUGUGUUUUUUCGGACUGAAUUUAUUUUAAUUUUGCUUUAUUUCUUUAUCAGUAUAAUGGCCACACAACUGCUAGCCGCCAUUUUGAAAAUUGCGGUUUUGUUAUAUUCACCUAUAGGUGAAUAUAACAGCUUAACACGUCAAAUUUGACCAAUCAAUUUGUAGGAUUUGUCAGUGUUCACUUGUGCAAAAAUACUAAAUAAUAUUAUACUUUUGCUGUUGUGUAUAUAUUCUUCGACUCGCGUAAAAUAAACUGUCAGAUUCGCGUUAAUUUAAUCAGUUUUAGAAGUACCUGAAAGCAAUUCGCGUUAAUUAGAUGACACGUUAAUUUAUGUCGCGUUAAUAAAGUACAUCGUUAAUUUCCUAUAAUAAGGUAUAUAUAUAAUCCUGAAAACUUAAUUGAAUGUCAUAUCAGACCAACCCACGUUUUGACCCUAACCAAUAACGAUUUUUCGAUUAGCAAAUCUGACGUGCUGUAAUUAAGUUUAAAACUUAAAUUCAUAUCUCCCAGCCGGCGGCAACCUAUACUACGUUACGAAAGUCUGCCGGUUUCUCUAGUUGCUACACAAUAAUUCCUGAAAACUAUCUUCCCAAGACUAGUAAAAUAUUGCAUUUUUGUUUUGCAUAGAUUAGGGGAAAAUUAUUCAAAUUAAUGCGGCAAAACUAGUCGGCCAUGCAUAACGUCGGUGCAGGGCAAUCAGUAGACGGCCGUAUUAACGCUGCUCUACGUACUGCUGAAAAUGGCCGAUUGUUAUAUUGAACACUGUGGAAUGCGCAACAAAAUAUGGAGUUCACCAUGUGUACUUGAAAGUUGAAAGACAUUGCAAGAAGUAUCCAAAUAUCGAAGUCCUUGUUAAAUAUGAGAACAUACAUGCACAUAUGAUUGCAUUUAAAUUUAUCCAACAAAUCACAGAAUUCAGUCAAAAUAAGUAUUACGCAUCUAUAACAUGCAAUACUUACUGCAUGUAGUCAGGGUUAUACCUUUUAAAAAAGAAAGGUAUUUUAAAAAAAAUUGAGUGCAUAAAUUGUCUUUAAUUAAUGUCAUCACCAAAAGCGAUCAUCUGCAAUCUACUAUAACAUAGUUCAGCAACUACAGUUGGUGAAUUGAUCGACCUGGUAAUUAAGUUUUAUUAACACAGCACGUAGUACGUUUUUACCUGCAUAAAAUUUCCUUAGAGCUAGUGAACAUAAAGCGUGAGCCUCGAGACCACGAAGGUAUGUUGUGGCUAUAUGGGGAUUCGGUUUCCAAAUCAUUUGCUGAGUAUCUGGUAACAGGCCCCUACCAUGAAAUAUGUGAAAAUGUGUUCAAGCAGUGUAAGGUGACGUAUUCCUGGGUGUAUAAUAUAAAAAAUGUUGAAAGUGAGGAUAAGCUGGAUGGAAAAGAUUACGACCACAAGAAAGUAAUGAGAGAAAUAAAUAAGGUAAAUGAAACCGAUAUGUUAGUAUUAUACUCUAUAGCCCUCUAAAGCUAAUGUAAACUGUACGCCUGCUGGGUAUGUCUGAGUGCUGGUAUACCGUAUAGCAACCUAGUACCCAGGCUAUCAGAACCACAAGCGUAGAAACCCUAGGUACGAGGUUAGCGUACGCAGUGAAAUCUUGGGCACCAGGAAACAUGCAUUGGUCCGGAACCGACAUUGUUUUCUAGGUAUGUUUCAGAGAAAGUCGGUAAGCCAGAAACAAUUUUUCGCCGCAAAACACACGUGGAACCUCAAAAAAGGUUUCUGUAUUUCAUUGAUAUUUUUGCAGUUAAAAUGGGGCAGUAUACUACCGGUGAUAUUGGUGGGGGGAAAUGUACGAGUUUUAAUCCACUGCAACAUGGCAAUACUGAUGUUUGGCCAGUUUGUGGCUCUACAUUAUUUUUGCAUUUUUUAAUUAACACAAGAUGCUGCCGUUGUUGGCUUAUAAGGUUGACCGAACAGUCCUGAUAGUAUUGUCUUUCCGUUGAAUAUUGAACAUUUGUAACGAGUCGACUAACGAGCAUUUAAAAUUUAAAAUUGUAAUGAAAUUGCCCUCAGUUUGUACAAGUUAAUGUUGCUGUAAAUACCUUUUGUUUCGAAAUUUUGAUGUUUUGAAAAAUAUUCGUCAAAAAUGUUCAAUGUACGUUGUAAUUCGGAAUUUGGGCAAAUGUAUAUUAAGUAUGAAACUUCUGGGAAUUUUUUUUAGGUGCCCCUUCGAUUAUCCAAAAGUGCCUCUGGAAGGCGGUGCCCCUCCCCUCGAUCUUUUGAUACUUCCUACGCCCCUGGGGCUGGGUGGUGGGGCCAAUAACAUCACUGGCUGAUCAGAUUGAAACCUGUCAAUGCUGAAUUGACGAGCAUGCAUGAAAUGUUCAUAUGGGUAUUAAAAAUGUGUUAACUUAAUUAAUUUGCUAAUUAACAUCUGAAGUAGACUAGCUUUGUGACAUGGACCUUGAAUUUGGCCAACUACAUUACCGAAAAAUUAAUUUUUGGGCAUUUAACUUGACAGAACUCAAAGUUUCGAGUUUUCGAUGAUUCAUAAUUCAAAAGAAAAAGGCCUACAUCGACCAUUUUCAAAUAUUUUAAUUUCCAUUUUCACGUGAUAGUGUACAACUACGAUAACUCACGUAAAUUUCCGACGUUCCAGGUAUUGGACAACAAAAGGUUGGAUAAACACAGUGUAAUUAUUCUCAACUGGGGCAUUCAUUUUGCUGCGGCUGUGAAUUUUACCAAUUACAAAAAGCUUAUUGACGGAUUCCUAGAGACAUUCCUUGCUAAACGAAAGAAAAGCAAGUUUAAGGGUAGAAUUAUUUGGAGGACAACCACAGCCCUUUUUAGAGAACGUUUUCCAAAUCCCCACAAAGAUGUUCGUCGUUUUCUAACUUUUCCAAGAAUUAUUUUAUACAAUGCGUAUGCAAUGUCAGCUAUGUGUAGAGCUGGUGUUGAUGUUAUUGAUAUGUAUCCAAUGACUGACUCAUUCCCACCUGGAACAGUAUCGAAACGUGAUCCUGUGCAUUACGAAAGACGAGCAAUGGAAAGUGUUGAAGCGCUGCUUUAUCACAAAUAUCAUUAA
Messenger RNA from Paramuricea clavata, 6886 nucleotides. NCBI's taxonomy places the organism in Eukaryota, Metazoa, Cnidaria, Anthozoa, Malacalcyonacea, Plexauridae. The record is from the annotation of a GenBank genome assembly.